Sodiomyces alkalinus F11 is the source of this 2239-nucleotide messenger RNA. RefSeq lists its product as hypothetical. Bases 77 to 2011 code for a protein of 644 amino acids. Gene Ontology annotation, molecular function: DNA-binding transcription factor activity, RNA polymerase II-specific; DNA binding; zinc ion binding. Lineage: Eukaryota; Fungi; Ascomycota; Sordariomycetes; Glomerellales; Plectosphaerellaceae. Gene Ontology annotation, cellular component: nucleus. The record is from RefSeq and is a predicted model, not a curated record. The transcript has 4 exons. Gene Ontology annotation, biological process: regulation of DNA-templated transcription; DNA-templated transcription.
GUUAUUUCGUGCCUUUUUUCACCGCGAUGGACUUGUCUCACAGCGACGGCGAUUUCGAAUAGCUGCCCGCCCGCCCAUGAUGCCGGCCUCAACCACCCUUGGCAGGGGUAGGAAGACGGCUUGUGAGAUGUGCCGAGCACGCAAACGGCGCUGCGAUGGCCGCUUACCGUCAUGUUCUCUGUGCCAGAAGGCCCAAUCUCGCUGCAUAUAUGCUAUUCCGAGUCCAUAUGGUCAAGAUUUGGGCGUCAUGUUCCACUCAGCACCCAGGGAGAUCAGUUGCGCUCACCCCGAUGACAGUCCUCCUGAGGCGGACUUGUCCACGCCCGGCAACUACGAUCUCAGCCGCUAUCUUGCCGGUGCGAUGGAGCCCAGACACAUCUCCCCUGGCACACCAGGUCCCAUAUCUUCGGAUUCCAGCGGCUUUUCGGACAUGUCAAAUAACCUCCCGGAUACUGCGUCAUUACAGCAACAUACCUUGGGAUGGAUGCAACAGUUCUCCGCACAGCUCGACCUUCCCCCGCCAGAAUUCGACUCGGACCCCUCUGUCUUUGGACAUCCGUCAGAGUCUGCGCUCAGCCUCCCAGACAGUUGGCAGCAGAGUCUUUCCGGGCCUUCGAGUGCAGCAGCAGCGGUACCGAGCGAACCCAGUCAACCUCAGCUUCCUAGUCAAGAACGUGUCAUGCACAUGGUGAACAGCUUCUUCUCUGCUCAGCACCACCUCUUACCCUCGGUACACCGGGAGUCUUUUAUGGCGAGAUUAUCGAACGAUAUGGCUAGCCUGAGCUCUGGUCCGUUUCUCUGGGUCAUUCUCGCGUUGUACUGCUCUUGCGACAAGUCAGAAUCCAUGCAGCUACAAUACCGCAAUUGGAUGCAGACGGCGCACUCCAAGCUGGAGCUCAUGAGCACAACGCACGUGCGAAGCAAUACCAACAACAUGUUGCAAGCUUCCAUAUGGAUGGUCUUCGAUGCCUACUGUCGGGGAGAUGUCACAAACGCGUGGCUACUGCUCGGCCGCACUGCGCAACUAGCGAGUGCCCUUGGGCUGCAUCGCAUCGACAGUAAACACCGGACACCAAGGAUGGAAGUGGAGCUCAAAUCUCGCUCCGACAUCGAGGUGGAAGAGUGUCGCAAAUGCAUGUGGUGCCUGAUGCUUCUCGACCGUGUCAUCGUCUCUAUCAACGGCCUUGCUUUGUCUGUAGACGACCGAUAUUUCCAUGUUGAUUUUCCACUCCCAGAGCUCGAAUUUCAGGAGGCUCGAGAUUCGAUCAAAGGCAUUGAAAAGUUACGGGAAAGAUACAGUUUCGAAGCCUUUGAUCUGCUCAAUGGGAAUGUGACGUCGCAGAUGGCGAACAAACCCUCUUUCGGGCAUGUCCUGAAAGUUUCAGUCAUCCUGGGUCGCGCUUUGGCCAUUCAGAACAGCAUUCAUCAUGGCGAUACUUGCACCCACGACCAGCACCUGGAAAAACUCCGAACCCUGGAAAGCGUCCUCAACACGUUCAGCUAUGCCGCCUCGGCGUCGGGUGAAGCUGUUGGCCCGACAUCCUUGAUGCAGCUUUGGCUCAGGAUGUUAACCCAGUCAUCGAAAAUCUCGAUGCUCCAUCCACCCGGACCGAGCACGCUCGGCCUGUGUAACUGCCUGAGCUCUCCAUCGCCAGGCGUCUCCCCGAACAGGACGGACAGUCGAUGUGUGACGGCGGCCCUGAGCGCUGCCGGUGCAUUCAGCCAAGCACUCAAGGAGACACUACUCGCGCUGAACAACCCAUUCUUGUUGCCCAUGGCAUGCACGUCUGUGCGUAUGCUGGCACUGCUGCGGAAUCAAAUGGACGAAUCAGACCGAGGACAUGCCCGGGAGGUUAUUGAUGAAAUACUCAGGGUGGUAGACCACAUUUCGAUCAAAUUCCCCGGCGCAGCUGCGAAAGCUCGGGAGACGAUUAGACGGCGACUCAAUGAACUCGAACACGGCACGAGGGAGAAGGCAUCGACCUGCUACGUCGGAUUAGAUUGCGAAUAACAUUGUGUAUGUGUGCGGCUGGUGGAUGUGAGGCAUCGCAGAAGGUGGAAGUCGGCAAACGCACUUGAUCGACAAAAUGAAGCUUCAUUCGUCCCAGAUUUUUCAAAACAUCUGGUUGCCUGUGCUUUCAUGUUCUCCGAUGUAUCGUGUUUGUUCGUACCGCCUCCCGUAUAUCUCUUCCACGGCCCUCGGACGCUGGGAAGCAAUUGCCUUUGUGGACGACUCGAC